CGAUUCACCUGCUGCCCAAACGAGGCAUACAGCCGCGUGUUAAACUCUCUCUGUUUCUUUCUCCCCAUUUCUCUCUGGCUUUUUCGUAGCUCUUUUAUCCUGUUUUCUUCGUCCCUAUUCAGCGGAGAGUGGUGUCUUUUCCUCAAUUUCUAGGGGAGUUCGCCGUUUUUUUUUUUCAUUUUUUUUUCUGUCAAUUUAUCGGGAAAGUUUGUUAGGAUCUGUUGGACGGUUAUCGGGCAAGAGUGGUGAUUGGGAUCCUAAUGUUUUUGAUGAAUUGAUGACAAUCUUGGGUAUGUGCCGCCCGUUCCGAGACCCAUGGGAUCGAGUGUCGGAGAGAUGCUUUCGCUGCUUUCCCUGCCUCUCCGAUCCCGCUCGGAGAUCUUCGUUGGGGUUGAAGGUGGCUCUGGUGAUUCUGCAUCUCAUUUACGUGGGCGUUCUCUUUCUGUUUGAUAGCGACUUGAUAGAAAAAACAAAGAAGGAACCAUGGUACACUGCAAUAUAUUUGUUGCUGUUUGUUGCUACAGUGGCUCAAUAUUUCUUUACCUCAGGUUCUUCUCCAGGAUAUGUCCUUGAUGCAAUGAGGGCUGCUAAUGAGACAGAUGCUAUCUUUAGGAAGACAUCAACAACCUCAAAACAACCUGCUUCAAGCAAAAAUGGAAGCUAUGUCAUUACUGUGGAUGGAAGUCAGUCAGGAAAAAAUCCUUUGGGAAGUAAUGCAACUUCUUGGACAAAGCUGGUGAUGGACAUGUAUCCUCCUGGUUCAUCUGUUAGAUCUUGGACUUGCACAUAUUGUAAUGUUUUGCAGCCUCCACGAGCAAAGCAUUGCCAUGAUUGUGACAAAUGCGUUCUUCAGUUUGAUCAUCAUUGUGUUUGGCUUGGAACAUGCAUAGGCCAGGGCAACCAUUGUCGAUUUUGGUGGUACAUUUGUGAAGAGACAGCAUUAUGCCUCUGGACUGGCAUCUUGUAUAUCUCAUACUUGAAAGCUAACAUAUCAAGGGCUUGGUGGAUGGAUGCAAUUAUGAUAGUGCUGUUGGUUACCUUGUCAAUUUCCUUGAUUUUUCUGCUUCUCCUGUUACUUUUCCAUAGCUAUCUUGUUGCAACAAACCAAACUACUUAUGAGCUUGUAAGGCGUAGACGCAUUCCAUAUCUAAGAGGGAUUCCUGAAAGAGUGUAUCCUUUCAGUAAAGGAGUUUGCACAAAUCUGUACGAGUUCUGUUUUGCCCGCAGCAGCAUAUACAGGAUGGAACCACUUCCAUCUGCACAGGAACUUGAAAUUAAGUCAAGACCCUACACAUGCUUGGAUGUUUUAACCUGUCGAUGCUGCUGACAUUGUUAGCAUUGUUCCUUUUACAUGAUUUUUCAUUUUUUUGUUUUUUGCUUGCAAUUCUUCCCCACAAAUUGUUUCAGGUUUUUUGUAGAAGUAGAAGUAGAAGAUCUCCUUGCGGUGUGGGCUUACAGGGUUUGCCUUGCGAUGGUCUGUGGUCCUCUGGAUUUUUUGCCAUAUGAAAAAGGAGGAUUGUUUUGUGAGUUCUUGUUCUUAUGACUGAACCUUGAAAAUUUGUUACGAUCCUAUUGUUAUAUGUGGGUAUGGACAGCCUGUUUCAUUGUUUUUGUGAAACAAGUGCACCAACCAAUCAAAGAUUGACAUGUGAUGGGGAAAAAAAUUCUCUGAAUCAGUACAUUUCUGCAACAUUUCUUGAUC
Molecule: messenger RNA, 1702 nt
Organism: Vitis vinifera (wine grape)
Lineage: Eukaryota; Viridiplantae; Streptophyta; Magnoliopsida; Vitales; Vitaceae
Product: protein S-acyltransferase 10
Exons: 11
Coding region: 278-1327 (349 amino acids)
Biological process (GO): protein targeting to membrane; peptidyl-L-cysteine S-palmitoylation
Cellular component (GO): endoplasmic reticulum; Golgi apparatus
Molecular function (GO): protein-cysteine S-palmitoyltransferase activity
Source: RefSeq, a predicted model, not a curated record